AUGGCUCGGAGUUCGCGCAAUCCCUUUGGCUUCGGUCCCUACGUCGUCACCUUCUUUACCACUGUCAUCUACGCUGGCUUGUUCGCUGCCCUCAUCGUCACCCACCAUGUUCUGCCGCCGACCCCAAGUACCCCCACUCCGCAUGCAUGGCCAGGGGUCAACAUAACCCAGGCCUGGCACGAUCUGGACCACUUGAGCAGUGCUUACCACCCCUUCAACAGCAAGGACAAUGUCGCUGUACGUAGCUGGUUACUCGCUCGCGUUGGAAGCAUCCUCGACGCCAACAAGGUCGAGUGGAAAGAGGCCGCCGAACAUACCAAGACUGCUUUGCCUGUCACUGUCUUUGACAAAGAUGUCAGCAACGUGACCUACACUGACCCAAGGGGAUACACUGUAUACUAUGAGAGCGACAAUAUCAUGGUCUAUGUGAGAGGCGCAGAGGACAAGGAAGGGGAAUGGUGGCUCGACAAGACCACCUACGACGGUCCUGGUGGCGUCCUCGUCAAUGCACACUUCGACUCUGUCAGCACUGGUUUUGGCGCUACAGACGAUGGCGUCGGUGUCAUCUCAGUACUGCAGCUACUCUCGCACUUCACCAAGCUGGAAAACCAGCCUCAUCGCGGUAUCCUGUUCCUCUUGAACAAUGGCGAGGAAGAUGGCCUUUACGGCGCAAAGACCUUCACGCGUCACCCUCUUGCCCAGUUUCCUCGUAGUUUCCUCAACCUCGAAGGUGCCGGUGCUGGAGGCAGAGCCACUUUGUUCCGAAGCACUGAUACCGAGGUCACCAGAUUUUACGCCAAGAGCCCCCGUCCCUUUGGCAGUGUCAUCAGUGGCGAUGGUUUCAAACGAGGCCUGGUCAAGAGUGGAACAGACUACAGCGUUUUUGUUGACGACUUGGGCAUGCGUGGCUUGGACGUAGCUUUCAUGGAACCUCGCGCAAGAUACCAUACUAAUCAGGACAACGCAAGAGAGACCAGCGUCGAGAGUCUUUGGCAUAUGCUCUCUGCUGCUCUGACUACCGUGCAAGGUCUUUCUAGCGACACCAGUGAUCAGUUCGAACGACCCUCAGAGCAUGAACAUGGCAGCUCUGACAAAGCAUCGGGUAGUACUGGUGUCUGGUUUGACUUGUUUGGACGUGCUUUUGCAGUCUUCCAGCUUCACACUCUGUUCGCGCUAUCUGUGACUCUGCUCGUUGCAGGACCCAUCUUCCUGAUCAUCUUCGAUGUUACUCUUCACAAGACCGACAAGUGGUACUUGUUCUCUAGAAAGAGGUAUCUCCAUUCAUCAGACGAUGACGAGCCCGUCAAGUUUUAUGGUUGGAGAGGUUUCUUUAGAUUCCCUCUGAUCUUUGUGCUUGCAAGUGGCAUUGUCUUCGCCCUCGCGUACUUGAUUACAAAAGUCAACCCGCAUAUCGUGUACAGCUCCGAGUACGCUGUUUGGAGCAUGAUGCUCACUGCGUGGCUUUCCACCGCGUGGUUCUUCUUCCGUCUUGGAGACGCCGUUCGCCCAUCUGCUCUUUCCCGCGCUUAUGUGCUGAUCUGGCUGUACACUCUUUCCUGGUUGGGCCUUGUGGCCGCAACGAUCGGGGAGCAGCGCUGGCACCUUGGGUCUGGUUACUUCCUGAUCAUCUACAACGCUGCUGUCUUCUUGGCUUUGCUCAUCUCAUACCUCGAGUUUUUCGCCCUUCCCAAGAAGAGUGUUUAUGUUGAGCAGGUCACGUACGCAUCGCAAAGUGCAUUGCCCAGCCCUACACGCAGCAAUAGUCUCGUCUCCCACAACGCUGUGGACCAUGAUGAUGCUUCUCGUGGCAGAGCACCGCUCGCCAAUGACAACGAGGAUGCUGACGAACGCACCUCUCUUCUCGGCUCGAGACAGACUUUCACACGCUAUGGUCGUGAGACUCGUCGACCUGAUGAUAACGACGAUGCUGCAGCCUCCAUCCACCCGCCCGUUGCAAGUCAGGCUUAUGAAGGCGAGCAAGGUUGGUCUGGUAGCCUUCCAAGCUCGUUGUGGCUGCUUCAGUUCCUGAUUCUGGCGCCUGUCAAUCUAAUCUUGAUCGGCCAAUUGGGUCUGCUGAUGACCUCGGCCUUGCAUCAGACACCUGCCGAUGGCAGCCCAGUCCUCCUCGUCUACCUUUUGAUUGCUGCGACAUCCGUACUCCUGUUGGCCCCUUUGACGCCUUUCAUCCAUCGCAUAACAUACCACAUCCCGACCUUCCUCAUGUUCGUGUUCAUUGGCACUCUUGUAUACAACCUCGUAGCCUUCCCCUUCUCUCGCACCUCCAGACUCAAGGUCUUCUUCCUCCAGCAAAUCGACCUCGAUCACGGCAACAACACCGUCGCCCUCACCGGUCUAUCCCCCUACCUCGAAGCCAUCGUAUCCCAACUGCCAUCAGCAGCGGACAACGGCUACCACUGCGCAGGCCCCGACUACAAGUUCUGGGCCUUCAGAGCCGGCCUCGACAGCUGCUCCUGGACAGGACCCGCCCCUAACGUCGUGCCCACAGCAUACAAGCCUCACCAACCCGGCAUGCCGUACCCCAACAGCACAGUCUCUCUCGCACUCGCCCGCAGACAGGCCCAAACCGCCAAAUACGCCACUUGGCUCGACUUCAACAUCACUCGCCCUGCCUCCAAGAACGCCACUAAACGCGACUAUGUGUUUGACAUCCGUGGUUCCAACACUCGCGCCUGUCGUCUAUACUUUUCGCAUCCCUUUGCAAACCUCAGCAUCAGCAAUGCAGGUGACAAAGCUGCAGUCAUGAAACCUGGUCGCAGUGACGAAGCACAGCGUGUGUAUCUGUACAGCAGAGAUUGGGAUGCCAAGUGGAGUGUCAAUGUCACUUUUGACCACGAGGCGGAGAAGCGACAUGACGGUGUCGAAGGCAGAGUCAUGUGUGUGUGGAGUGAUGUCAACCAGGUGAGCACUGUGCCUGCGUUCGAUGAGGUCAAGCACUUUAUGCCUGUGUGGAGUGCCAUCACCAAGAACAGUGAUGGUCUUGUCGAGGGCUACAAGCACUUUACUCUCUGA
Aureobasidium namibiae CBS 147.97 is the source of this 3030-nucleotide messenger RNA. Its product is annotated as putative zinc metalloprotease. Lineage: Eukaryota; Fungi; Ascomycota; Dothideomycetes; Dothideales; Saccotheciaceae. Gene Ontology annotation, molecular function: metalloexopeptidase activity. Gene Ontology annotation, biological process: proteolysis. Bases 1 to 3030 code for a protein of 1009 amino acids. The transcript has a single exon. The record is from RefSeq and is a predicted model, not a curated record.